Molecule: messenger RNA, 509 nt
Organism: Erigeron canadensis
Lineage: Eukaryota; Viridiplantae; Streptophyta; Magnoliopsida; Asterales; Asteraceae
Exons: 3
Coding region: 77-457 (126 amino acids)
Source: RefSeq, a predicted model, not a curated record
AUUCAAACCUCAGCAUUUUACAGCACGGGGGGGUGUAGGCGCAGCAGAUACCCUGCAGACAGCACCGCCAGCUGGUAUGGACCCGGAAGAGUGGGGAAAACUAUUGCGUUUCUAUACGAGGGAUGACCGGGUCAAGCGGGCCGAGACAAACAAGACAAACCGGUCCAAACAGGCGGUGGGGACUCAGGGUCGGCGAUCUAUUUCUCUUGCCCACGAUCGGGCGUUGGCCAAGCACCAUAACGAAAAGAAGGAGGGGCCACCGCCCACGUGGGAGUCGACUUGGGCGGCAACCCACAGAUUACAACCUCCGGAAGUUGCGUCUCGUCUGGAAGCUGCGCGGGUGAGACAUUCACAGGAUCCUGCACCGACACCUCCAACCCAGUUGUUCCCGGAAGCGUUUGGAUCGCGAUCGGGACAUCAGAAAAAACCUCGCUUCAGCCUGUCCCCAUCUUGUUAGUUCAUCGUAGAAUUGUUUGUUGUUUUCAUACUCGGCCAACAUAUGUAGUCGG